Molecule: messenger RNA, 360 nt
Organism: Entrophospora sp. SA101
Lineage: Eukaryota; Fungi; Glomeromycota; Glomeromycetes; Entrophosporales; Entrophosporaceae
Source: the annotation of a GenBank genome assembly
AUGUCUUCAAAGUCAAGACCAAAACAACAAAACUCCAAAAUUCUUUCUGCUUCUGAUGAAGAAAUCAAAUACAGGAGAAAAUAUAAAGAACUUAAAAAGAAAAUACAUGAAAUGGAAGAGUUGAUAGGAGCAAAAAAAAGCAUACAACGAUUGAAGAUAGAAAGAAGUUUUCUAGUGGAUCGUUUAGAGCAAUCACAACAACAAAUCAAUAACGAAUCUGAGUCAGAGACCUCAUCAUCUCCACAAAGAGCAAUGGAAUCAGAUGAUGAAUUAUCUUCGGUGGGUAGUGAUGAUAAUAAAAAUAAUAAAAAGAUAGAAGAUUUAAAACUUUUAAUACUUUUUCAAGUUGUAUGCUUAUAA